AUGACCACUCCACUACUGAUGUUUGUUCUUCUGACUCUACCCUGCUACAGCGCACAUGGGCAGGUUAAUCAUUUUGGAAUUCCAGUUUCUGCCCAUGUUGAGAAUUUCUAUGGCACGUCUCCCAGAGAUCAAAUCUGUGGCGGGCUGAAUUAUGGAUUUCUAGAUUACACCUGCUGUGAAGGAGUACUUCAUAAAGGGGCGGGGCUGUCCUGCUGUGGAAACAAGGCCUUUAACCUGACCCAGGCUUCCUGUUGUGAAGGCCAGCUGACACUGAAUGUGAGCCAGUUGGUAUCAGAUUGCUGUGGGUGUAGGGCCUAUGACCCACUCAACCAGCUGUGCUGUGACACACGGAUCCUAAUCAGGACCCAACCCCAUGACAAGUGUUGUGGAAAAGAGCUUUACAAUGAAGACGACCAGCUUUGCUGUGGAAAUGUUGGAAGGAAGGUCCUGACUAAAAUGUCCAUUCACCACAUGUGCUGUGGAGACCACCAGUUUGACUGUCAAAGCCACUGCUGCUGCUUCGAUUCUGAACAACUAUCCCCAGAGCAUCUCAAUGCAAGCUGCUGUGCAUCAUCAGGGUUUAAUCACAGCGGAAUUGCUCAGAGUUCACCAAACUGUAUGCCUGGGGAGAAGCCCUGUGGUCAAGAUGCCUGUUUUAACCCAACAACAGAGCGUUGCUGUGUGAACCCUACAUCUCUCCAGGGGCAGCGUUACUCCCACCACCUGACCUGCUGUGAGGGAACACUCAGCCACACCCCAGGUCUCCACGAUGGUGCUAGCUGUGGCUCUCAGGUUUACAAUCCAGAGAUCAAGAUCUGCUGUGCCGGGCAGCUGUCCAAUAGGGUGCUUGGAGACAACCUGUGCUGCGGUAAAACUCCCUAUGGUGUAGUGGACCGAGGGGUGCUGUGCUGUAACCAGACCUUGCACCGUGGGGUGGAGGAUGGGCACCGGUGCUCCCCAGGUGGCCACUUGUAUCUGCCAUCCCGUGAAAUGGUGUGUGGGUCACGUGUUCAUCUCGAUGAUCAAGGCAAACACUGCUGUGGAGAGGAGACAUACGACCCUCAGAAUGAAAUCUGCUGCAACGGACUCAAACACAGCAGGAGGGGGAACAUGUCCUGCUGUGGAGGGAAGGCUUAUGAUCCCAGCAGUGGCAAGGUGAAGUGCUGUGCAGGGACUCUGUACAACCUGCAGGUUCAGGACAGGCUCUCAGAGGAGACCCAUUGCUGUGGGAAUGUCCUGAUGGAGGCCGGCUCCACCCAGACCUGCUGCUCUGCCCCAGGGCUAGACCUGCUCUACCCUACCCAGCCAGGGUUCACCUGCUGUGGGCACCGCUACCCCAACUCCUCCCUGUGGUCUUGCUGCGCGGGGGUCCUGCACCCAAGGCCUGAAUCACACACCACCAGCAAGAACAUGAUUCCAGGACCUAGGCUUCUACCACUGGGGGGCCUGAAGACGGAAGAUCUGUGUCACACCAGAGUUCUGCUAGGGACAGUGGAGAGUGUGUCUGUGAAGAUGAACAAGCGGUCCAUCGUGAUGGUGAACACCAUGUUCAUGCAGGCCUCGCGUGGCCAUGUCAGCGCCCUGCCUUCCCCUCACUACCUCACAUUACCCGACCACUGCAGCUUCCCUGAACUGGUGCCGGGCAACACUUACAUCUGGAUGAAAACAAGACAUUCCUCAGACAUCAUAAGAUUCAUUUCUGAUCUCAGCGAUCAUUCCUCCCCUCUCCAUUCCAUCCUUUCCUUGUGCUCAAAAUGAUACAUUUAACCAUGUUUUGAGGCUAUGCAGUGUUUGUUUAUAAUUACAUUGUUUACAAACAAUGGCUUAAAAAAACACUUUCAUUUUGGGUUAUGAUGUGGUAGGACAGUUUAACUAAGCUCGUGAGGCAUACGUUAUAUUCUUCAAGAAUAAAUUGGUAUAUAAUUAAAUCACAGAUUGCCUCUUUAAGCUAUCAGUAGCUGUUUAAGCAAUUUUUAUUUGCUUUCAAAAAACGACAAUGUUUAAGGUGUCUCGAGUCACAUCUCAGGAUAAGCCAUAUUUGAUUAUGUUUGUCUGGGUAGUGUUUUCUGUUAUAUUAUCACAAAAGUUCCUUUAAUGUUAAUGCAAUUUAAUAUUGACAAGAUCCUCCUGUGUAGUUCUGGGCUGAUUCCUCACCGCUCUCAUGAUCAUUGCAAC
Coregonus clupeaformis (lake whitefish) is the source of this 2175-nucleotide messenger RNA. RefSeq lists its product as uncharacterized. Bases 1 to 1758 code for a protein of 585 amino acids. The transcript is spliced from 13 exons. NCBI's taxonomy places the organism in Eukaryota, Metazoa, Chordata, Actinopteri, Salmoniformes, Salmonidae. The record is from RefSeq and is a predicted model, not a curated record.